Gaeumannomyces tritici R3-111a-1 is the source of this 984-nucleotide messenger RNA. RefSeq lists its product as hypothetical. The coding region runs from base 76 to 759 and encodes 227 amino acids. Lineage: Eukaryota; Fungi; Ascomycota; Sordariomycetes; Magnaporthales; Magnaporthaceae. The transcript is spliced from 3 exons. The record is from RefSeq and is a predicted model, not a curated record.
CCAAGGCCGUCCGGUUCCAAUCGACGCCGACAUUCAGCUUUAUCGAACCCACACAGUGUACGGAUACCGGCUACGAUGGGGAGUCUAGUCUUCAAUUACUACGAUGGCCGCGAUAUCACGGACGCCAUGCUCGAAGCUGCCGCCAAGCUUUUCAACAACAACUACGGGAUCUGGGACGAGCGCCUAGGCAGAAAAGGUCGGGUAAAGCUGAGCGCCCGCCGGCUUCGGGAAAACUAUCUGCCACAGGGCGCCACGACAGUCUACGCCAGUGUUACCAGCGAUGGAGCCCUCGUCGGCAACGUCUUCGCCUGCCGCUGGCGAUGUGGCGACAAGUCGGUUUGCUGGGUGACGCAGCUGGUCGUGGCUCGGGGCUUUCGCGAAAGGGGACUCGCCAGCUCUCUCCUCAGGCUGAUGCGCCAGGACACCGACAGUAUCUAUGGCAUCAUGAGCUCUCACCCUGCUGCGAUUCUAGCCUCGGCCAAGGCCUUCGGACGGACCUUCGCGCCACUGGAUCUCGACUUCAUGCGGACACAAGCUGCCGCUGUCAUGGUGGAAUCGCCCAUCUCCUAUGUCAAAGAUGCCAAACUAUCCGGGUCCCUCUUCCUUGACGACACCAGCGGGCUCGUGGCUGGGGUUGAUACACGUUUCUUUCUCGACCACACAGAGCCAUCCGAAGCCCUAGAGAGGAGGAGAAAGCACGGGUGGCCGCUAGGAGUGCUGCCAGCUGGCCAUGAGUUUAUUCUUGUUCUUCAGGUCUAGCAUCGGCGGUCCCGGUCCCUGUAGUAUCUCCACCAAACACUGCGGGGUUUGAUGGGGCUUUGCCAGGCGCCCGACUCCAGUGCAUGUCCGAUAGUUUAUACGGAGGAAAGGGGGCUAUAAGACCAGGGCGAAACGAAGCCCUGGAAGGCAAACAGAAGAACCUGCGAUACACCAUAACUAGGUACUACUUAAACCUGCCCUACACCUGGGAAUGCCACUGCGGCA